Messenger RNA from Sinocyclocheilus rhinocerous, 2180 nucleotides. RefSeq lists its product as uncharacterized. Gene Ontology annotation, molecular function: tumor necrosis factor receptor binding. The record is from RefSeq and is a predicted model, not a curated record. Gene Ontology annotation, cellular component: membrane. NCBI's taxonomy places the organism in Eukaryota, Metazoa, Chordata, Actinopteri, Cypriniformes, Cyprinidae. Bases 307 to 936 code for a protein of 209 amino acids. The transcript is spliced from 4 exons. Gene Ontology annotation, biological process: immune response.
GGUAAUCUGAUAAAAGAGUGAAAUUACAAACAGUGCUAUUAACUCAAAUGAAACAAGAUGUUGGUUUAGAUUACAACAAGAAAUCAGUGAAAUGCAUGAAAGCAUGCUUUGCAUAGUGAAAGCUAUGAGUUUUCUGUUACCAUGAUCGCAUCCACCCUCAUCUCACCCACAGGUGAUGCGGAGUUAAUAGCGCACCGAUGAACGCGUGGGAGAGACUCCUAUCUCAUUACGUUCGACAACUUCAUCCGGUACAAGAGGCAUUACUUGUUUGAGACUGUAGUUAUUUCAACUUCUUGAGAAGCAGGCAUGGAUACAGCGCGGGCAGCUAGGACGCAUAUUAUCUGGACAUCGAUAGCUUUGGUCUUUAUUUUAAUCGCAUCGUGCUUGGCAUAUGUUUUCAUGUCGAAGGUGCCUGGAUGCCAAAGAAUAAACAUCGUGAAUGUCUCUGAAAGUACAGAAAUGAUGUUCAGACAUCAAGUCUCUCAAGAACACUGGCUUCUAAAAGCUCAGAGUUACAGUCAGGCAGAUCAUCGUUUGAUCUGGGAAGAUGAGUGGCUGGGAUACAGGGAUGAGAGUGAGAGUAUUCUGGACCAGACCAACAUGUGGAUGGUCAUUCGAGAGAAAGGUGUCUACCUGGUCUACAUACAAGCUAACUUCAUUCUAAAGCCACAGAAGAAUAACAGUUCUACUGUAGAACUCAAAAUUGUAGUGGAUUUCAGUUAUGAUGGGACGAAGGAGGUGUUUUCAGCUGCACAUGACACUCAGGUGGUGAGUGACAACUCGUUUCCAGACGCAAAGCUCAACACUUUCCUUCUGAUGAAAAUGCAGUCAACAAGCCAGUUAUCAGUGAGAGUAUUUCCAAGUCAUUUGGUGAACUACCAACCCAGACCCUUCUCCACCUUUAUCACUAUCAUAAAAUGGGCAGACGACUGGUAGACUGUUGCAUAUAUUGCAGAAGUGAUUGGCUUUCCAGGUGAAAACCAUAUCCAUCUCCAAUUUUUACAAUGACGGUUGUUCUUAUAUUCUUAUUAGCUUUAAAUGUGACAUUUUGAGUGGACGCGGUCUCAAGAUCAGCUGCUAGAACACCUGAGAUUUUCCAGCUGUUGUACUAGGAAAUGCUCGCUGACAUUAACAAGGAUUGCGUGGGGGGUUGUGAUACUUUCUUGGUGUUUUUUCUUCUUUCUUUCGAAAUAUCAAGAUCACAUCUCAUGAUCUUCUCAGAAGCAUGACACAUUUUCCUCUCAACAGAUAUAUGAGUUAGGUUUGUUUUGUUUCAGUUUUUUUAUGAGUCAAGACCAAAAAGGGCAUGAUGUACUGUUUAUGAGCACUGACUUUGAAGAUUCUCAUGUAUUACUUACAUAAAAGAUGUCAUAACUGCCUGCAAACAUUGUUUUACAAAACAGUAGUAAGCUAAUUCUGAGCAAGUGGGUAUUUCUUUAGUGAAAUGCAUCUUCCUGUAUAUAUAAUCAUGCAGUAUUUUAAUUAUCGACAGCUGAAUGUAAACACCUCUUAACACCCUAUCUUUGUCCAGCAUCAGUGUUUGAUAUAAAUGCUCAUUGUGUCAAAUGCUAAGGCUAUGGAGCAAUAUUUUAUUGUGUAAAUUUGCGCUUCUUUUUUAAGACAAGAAAUCAGCAUUUUAUUUUGUCAAAGUUCUUGAAAUGUGGUGCCAGUUUUUAGCUGUAAGCAGAUUCAUCCAGCCACAGAAGCAAUUAUUUGUUUAUGAAUGUGAUGGAAAUGUUUUCUGAUGGAGGUGGUGAAUGUCUAGGGGUGGUAGUGGUGAUGUUUUUUUCACAUAAAAAAAUACCACUAGUUACACUAAUCCAAUCAGUCAAGCAAGCCGUAUGAAUCUGAACAACAUCAGCUGUUUUAAUGAGACAGUGGAGUGUUUUUCUUUUCCAGCGAGUGUGAAAGUUUCUUUUCCAAACCCAGUAUUUUUUUCUGUCAGGAAAAUACCAUUUAUGAUGAUUCAUACUUUUUUGUAUUCAGAUGACCCAAACCAGCUGGCGGAAUCUAAAGAAGAUAUUUAAAAUAAGAGAGUAAAUGUAAUGCUUUUUUUUUCUCUCUCUCUCUGUAUGACAGUUUUGUUCUUUCACCGCUAAGCCCUUAUACAUGUUAUAACUAAAAAGGUAAUUGUUCACGCUGAGUGAUUUCAAUUGACUACUUUUUUUUACUGUUCUCAA